UUGGUUUCUGGCGCGGCGGCGGUUCGGAGAGAGGGUAGCACGUUCAGCUGAGGGUUGUGCGGAGCGCCGCGGCACCGAGCCUGGUUUUGAGCUCAGUAUGUGGUGGGAAUCCGAGGCCGGGCCCGGUCUGGGUUCCCAGGGGAUGGAUCUCGUGUGGAGUUCGUGGUACGGAAAGUGCAUCAAAGAGAAAGAGUUGUUGCCACUUUGGGCCCACGGUGUCGUGGUCGCCUGGGUCAGCAGAGCCGAGUGGGACCAGGUGACGGUUUAUCUGUUCUGUGACGACCAUAAGUUGCAGCGGUACGCGCUUAACCGCAUCACGGUGUGGAGGAGCAGGUCAGGCAACGAACUCCCCCUGGCAGUGGCUUCUACUGCUGACCUGGUACGCUGUAAGCUCUUGGAUGUAACUGGUGGCUUGGGCACUGAUGAACUUAGACUGCUCUAUGGCAUGGCAUUGGUCAGGUUUGUGAAUCUUAUCUCAGAGAGGAAGACAAUUGCUAAGCUCCCCCUCAAGUGUCUGGCUCAAGAGGUAAACAUUCCGGAUUGGAUUGUUGACCUUCGCCAUGAGUUGACCCACAAGAAAAUGCCCCAUAUAAAUGACUGCCGUAGAGGCUGCUACUUUGUCCUGGAUUGGCUCCAGAAGACCUAUUGGUGCCGCCAACUGGAGAGCAGCCUGAGAGAGACCUGGGAGUUGGAGGAGUUCAGGGAAGGGAUAGAGGAUGAGGACCAAGAGGAAGAUAAGAACAUUAUUGUCGAUGACAUCACAGAACAGAAACCAGAACUUCAGGACAAUGGGAAAAGUGUGGAGUCAAAUGUAAAGGCCGACGGAGACAGCAAAGGCAGCGAAGAGAUGGAUUCUCAUUGCAAAAAGGCCCUGAGUCAUAAAGAGCUAUAUGAAAGAGCCCGAGAACUGCUGGUAUCAUACGAAGAGGAGCAGUUUACGGUGCUGGAGAAAUUUAGGUAUUUACCUAAGGCCAAGGCGUGGAAUAACCCGUCCCCACGUGUAGAAUGUGUCCUGGCAGAGCUCAAGGGCGUUACAUGCGAGAACAGGGAGGCUGUGCUGGAUGCUUUUCUGGACGAUGGCUUCCUUGUCCCCACAUUUGAACAGUUGGCAGCUUUGCAGAUAGAGUAUGAAGAUGGUCAGACUGAGGUCCAGAGAGGGGAAGGUACUGACCCAAAGUCACACAAAAACGUGGACUUGAAUGACGUCAUGGUGCCAAAGCCGUUCUCUCAGUUCUGGCAGCCCCUGCUCAGGGGCCUGCACUCCCAGAACUUCACGCAGGCCCUGUUGGAGAGGAUGCUCUCUGAACUGCCAGCUUUGGGGAUCAGCGGGAUCCGACCUACCUACAUCCUCAGAUGGACCGUUGAACUGAUCGUGGCCAACACCAAGACUGGACGGAAUGCUCGCCGAUUUUCUGCAGGCCAGUGGGAAGCAAGAAGGGGCUGGAGGCUGUUCACCUUCUCUGCCUCCCUUGACUGGCCCCGGAUGGUUGAGUCCUGCUUGGGCUCACCUUGCUGGGCCAGCCCCCAACUCCUUCGGCUUGCCUGCAGAGUGGAAGCUGCUGGUCUCGGAGAAGUCUGGACCACAGAGAUCUUCUCCCAACCCAAGCAUACCAGAGGGAUGCGACACAUGCCAGCAGUAACAGCGGCUCACUUGGGCUGGGCUGUAGCUGCUCCCAUAAAAGGAUCACACUUUGUGUUCCACGCAGAAGGAGCCCAGAACACUUCCAGGCAUAUCCUUGGAGCUCAAGACAGCAUCUUCAAAGCCAUGGGGCAGGGCCUGCCAGAGGAGGAGCAGGAGAAGCUGCUGCGCAUCUGUUCCAUUUAUACCCAGAGUGGAGAAAACAGCCUGGUGCAGGAGGGCCCUGAGGCCUCCCCCAUUGGGAAAUCUCCAUAUACACUAGACAGCCUGUGUUGGACAGCCAGCUCCAGCUUCGGGUCUGAAGGAAAGGGCCAGCAGCAGGAGGAGCAGGGCAGUGUUAAUGAUGUCAAGGAAGAAGAAAAGGAGGAGAAAGAGGUCUUGCCAGACCAGGUAGAGGAGAAGAAAGAAAAUGAUGACCAGGAAGAAAAAGAGGAUGAAGAUGACGAUGAAGACAACGAUGAAGAAGAAGAGAGAAUGGAGGUGGGGCCUUUCUCCACAGGGCAAGAGUCCCCCACUGCCGAGAAUGCUAGGCUUCUGGCCCAGAAAAGGGGAGCUUUGCAGGGCUCUGCGUGGCAGGUUAGCUCAGAAGACGUACGAUGGGACACAUUUCCCCUAGGCCGAAUGCCAGGUCAGACCGAGGACCCAGCAGAGCUCAUGCUGGAGAAUUAUGACACCAUGUAUCUUUUGGACCAGCCUGUGCUAGAGCAGCGGCUGGAACCCUCAACAUACAAGACUGACACCUUGGGAAGUGGCAACUGCGGCAACAGCAGCAACUUCGAGGGCCUUCUCUGGAGCCAGGGGCAGUUGCAUGGGCUCAAAAGUGGCCUGCAGCUCUUCUGAUGGCCAUCCCUGGUGCAAGUGUUCAUCCAGCCCUGCCAGGGCAACAGCCCACCCCCUAGUACAACUGAUGCUCCCUGAGACAACCUGGGAGACAGCCUGGAUCAGCCACAUCAACUCAGUUUGUCCACAUAGGGGAAUUUUGAAUGUCUUCUGUUUUGUUUGUUUGAAAAAUAAUAAAACAGGCAACUGUA
This is a messenger RNA of Callithrix jacchus (white-tufted-ear marmoset), 2670 nucleotides long. RefSeq names its product LAS1 like ribosome biogenesis factor (gene LAS1L). Gene Ontology annotation, biological process: maturation of 5.8S rRNA; maturation of LSU-rRNA. The record is from RefSeq and is a predicted model, not a curated record. Lineage: Eukaryota; Metazoa; Chordata; Mammalia; Primates; Cebidae. Gene Ontology annotation, molecular function: endonuclease activity. Gene Ontology annotation, cellular component: Las1 complex; preribosome, large subunit precursor.